AGAAAAUUUUUCCUCGAAAUCGCCAGCUGUUUUAAUGUUUUGCCCAUGAACUUUUGUCUUUAUUGUUAGAGCGUGGGAUUGGGGAUAUAAACAAAUACUUAAAAGCAAGAAGAGCUUUCACUUUUAUUAAUUUCAUUUUUAUGUUUUAAUUAUUUUUCCAGUUUUUGGUUGUGUCUUUGAGCGGCUUCCACCUAUACCACUUCACACAUCUGAUCUCAAAUCAUUCACGCAUCGGUACAACGAAUGAUGUUCACCUUUCCCCACUAAACCAAUCUUCUUUCCAAAGCAUUUUUUCUCUUUCUCUCACCCUUUAUUAUCAUGGAAUAACUUCUCUCUUCUUUGUUUUCAUUUCACAUGAAAUAUCAUGAGAUAUUAUGGCUGGAUUUUGCAGUUUCUUUGUAAAACACUCAAACCCAACAUCUUGGCUUGAUUUUCCAUCAGAGAUCAUGAAACCACCACACCAACCCUCUCUGUUUAUCUAGUUUUCUUUCAGAAGCCGAAAAUCUCUGUCGUUCUCCUUAAUUGUAUUGGUUCAGUCUCAGCAACGGUCUGCCAAACAAUAGCCCAAAAGUGAAUAAAAAAAGUACCCUUUUUCGAGAAACUAAUUAUAUAUGCAUUAGAUUGUCAAAGUCAUAAGACCAGGCCUUUAUCUUGGGAAGCACAGUUCUUCUAUUCUUGGGAACAGCGAAGCGCUACUUAUUCUUCUGGCUUUCUCAGUGGCCAAACGACAGGAGAAAAUUUGGUCUAGCCUGAGAACUUCCUAUCGCUGUUGCCAGGAUGGUAUUGGAUUUAUUGGUAACGGAUGUCAAUAUUUCAGCUUCCAUAGUGUAAUUUCCUGGAUUCUCAAGAUCUUCACUUGUGUUGAAUUGCCAUUAUGCCCCUCAGCGAUUCCAGAAUGGCAGGACACCUACUUCUCUCCCUCCAAUUUCUUUUUCUAUUUUCAAUCUUGGUUUUUACUCUUUUCCCGCCUUCUUUGUGCCUUACCGUUGAAACCCAAGCUCUACUUGACUUGAAAAACAAGCUCAAAGACCCUUUGAACGUUUUGGAUUCCUGGAAUGAAUCAGAGUCUCCAUGCAAAUUCUAUGGAGUUAGAUGUGAUGCAGUUUCAGGCAAGGUCAUGGAGAUUUCACUUGCUAACAAGUCUCUGUCCGGUGAAAUUUCCCCAUCCAUUUCAAUGCUUGACAAUCUUGCCAACCUUUAUUUGCAUCAAAAUUCCAUUUCUGGGAGAAUUCCUGCUCAACUAAACAGUUGUACCAACCUCAGACUUUUGAACCUGACUAGGAAUAAAAUGGUGGGAAUCAUACCGGAUCUUUCAGGACUUAAAAACUUGGAGGCUCUUGAUUUAUCGUUCAACUCGUUUUCAGGCAGGUUUCCAAGUUGGGUAGGAAUCUUAACCGGACUGAGUUAUCUUGGUUUAGCGGGUAACGCUUACGAUGAGGGUGAAAUUCCUGAGAGUAUUGGGAAUUUGAAGAACUUGACUAUGUUAUUUCUAGCUAUGUCAAAUCUGAGAGGACAGAUUCCAGAGUCUAUUUUUGAGCUGAAGGCCUUACAGACAUUGGAUAUGUCUCGGAACAAGAUUUCUGGUGAUUUCCCGCAGUCGAUUUCCAAAUUGCGAAAUCUUACCAAGAUUGAGCUGUAUCUCAACAAUUUGACUGGCGAGUUGCCACCAGGGAUAGCAGAUCUUUCUUUCUUGCAGGACAUUGAUAUCUCCUCGAAUCAGAUGCAUGGGACAUUACCGGAAGAGAUUGGAAAUCUGAGGAAUUUAGCUGUCUUUCAAUGUUACAAUAACAACUUUUCUGGAGAGAUCCCUGCAGGUUUUGGAGAUAUGCGUCAUCUUAUAGGGUUCUCAAUCUACAAAAACAAAUUUUCUGGGCAAUUUCCUGCAAAUUUUGGCCGAUUCUCACCGUUGGACAGUUUUGACAUAUCCGAGAAUCAAUUUUCAGGUGACUUUCCUAGGUUAUUGUGUCAAAGGAGAAAGCUAAGGUUGUUACUGGCUCUUGAGAACAACUUUUCAGGAGAGUUUCCGGAUUCGUAUGUUGACUGCAAAUCGCUGGAAAGGCUCAGGAUCAGUAAGAACAAUUUUUCUGGGAAUAUACCGGAUGGACUUUGGGCACUUCAACAUGCCAGUGUGAUUGACUUUGGUGAUAAUGACUUUACUGGAGGGAUAUUCCCCAGCAUUGGAUUUUCCAUCUACUUAAAUCAAUUGCUUCUGCAAAACAAUAGAUUUUCAGGUAACCUUCCAUCUGAAAUUGGCAAGUUGACAAACCUGGAGAGGCUUGUAUUAAAUAAUAACAACUUCUCUGGCAAUCUACCUGCUGAGAUUGGUGCUCUGAAGCAGUUAUUCUCCUUGCAUCUUGAGCAAAACUCACUAACUGGAUUGAUACCAGUGGCAAUAGGUGAUUGUGUUAAGUUGGUGGACUUAAAUCUUGCUGAUAAUGAUUUCGGUGGUAAUAUCCCACCAACAGUUUCACUCAUGAGCUCUUUGAACUCUUUGAAUCUUUCAGGAAACAAACUUACUGGUUCAAUUCCGAAAAAUCUAGAAAAAUUGAAGCUAAGUUCCAUUGAUUUGUCUGAGAACCAAUUGUCCGGAAAUGUUCCUUCUGAUCUUUUGACCAUGGGUGGAGACAAAGCAUUUCUUGGGAAUAGGGGACUCUGUAUUAACCAAAGUUCUAAAACUCUUAUGAAGGAUACUGUGUUGAAUGUCUGCAAGGAAGAGCAGAGCCGGAAAAGGGUGCUUGGAGGUAAAUUGGUUUUCUUCAUCAUCAUAGCAGUUUCUUUACUUCUUGUUCUAGCUGGGCUACUGCUUUUGAGUUACAAGAACUUCAAGCUUAGUGAAGCUGACAUGGAAAACAGUUUGGAAGACGAGAAAGGAGUAGAUCCAAAAUGGAAACUUGCAACUUUUCACCACAUGGAUUUUGAUCCAGAUGAAAUAUGUAAUCUGGAGGAAGAAAAUCUGAUUGGAAGUGGCAGCACAGGAAGAGUUUAUCGCCUGGAUUUGAAGAAAAAGGGUAGUGUGGUUGCUGUCAAGCAACUAUGGAAAGGGGAUGGUCUGAAGGUUUUGGCAGCAGAGAUAGAAAUUUUGGGGAAAAUAAGGCACAGAAACAUACUGAAGCUCUAUGCUUGUCUAAUGAAGGGGGGAUCAAGCUAUUUGGUGCUUGAAUACAUGGCAAAUGGUAAUGUGUCUCAAGCACUUCACAGAGAGAAAAAAGGUGGCCAACCAGAAUUGGACUGGUACCAGAGAUAUAAAAUUGCCUUAGGAGCUGCAAAGGGAAUUUCUUAUCUUCAUCAUGAUUGCUCCCCACCCAUCAUUCAUAGGGAUAUAAAAUCAGGCAACAUUUUACUUGAUGGGGAUUAUGAGCCAAAAAUUGCCGAUUUUGGGAUCGCAAAGAUUGCAGAAAAAUCUCUGAAGGGAUCUGAGUACAGCGGUUUUGCUGGCACCCAUGGUUAUUUUGCUCCUGAGCUGGCAUAUACUCUAAAAGUAACUGAGAAAAGUGAUGUCUAUAGUUUUGGGGUGGUGCUUCUGGAAUUGGUUACUGGUAGAGCACCCAUUGAAGAGAUGUAUGGAGAAGGAAAAGAUAUUGUUUAUUGGGUUCUAACUCAUCUCAGUGACCGUGAAAAUGUCCGCAAGGUUCUUGACAAUGAAGUAGCCACUGAAACUGUCCGAGACGACAUGAUUAAGGUCUUGAAGGUUGGCAUACUCUGCACAGCCAAGCUUCCAAAUUUGCGCCCUACCAUGAGAGAAGCGGUCAAGAUGCUUAUUGAUGCUGAACCCUGCAUUUCCAUGUCUCCAGAUAACCAAUCUGACAAAAUUGGUAAAGAUUUUCUCUAGUUAGUUUCUCUGUUUGUACGACAAACCUAUCAAGGAUCCAACUCUGAUCCCCAAAAUUCAUAAAUAUAUGAAAUCUUGUAUUUAGAGUUAAUCAGGCUGUAGGUGUUCUACCAGUUAAAGCUUGAUUUCCCUGGUUGCUAGAAAUCAUUUUGUUGGAAUCUGACUGAAAGCUUAUAUAUAGCUUUUGUGCAUAAAAUCAUGCAUAUUUUUGGAUUUUGAUUCAUGA
This is a messenger RNA of Durio zibethinus, 4055 nucleotides long. RefSeq lists its product as uncharacterized. Gene Ontology annotation, molecular function: ATP binding; protein kinase activity; receptor serine/threonine kinase binding. NCBI's taxonomy places the organism in Eukaryota, Viridiplantae, Streptophyta, Magnoliopsida, Malvales, Malvaceae. The record is from RefSeq and is a predicted model, not a curated record. Gene Ontology annotation, biological process: protein phosphorylation.